CUGGAGAAAGGAGCCGAUCGAAACUACAGGAAAGAGGGAAAAGAAGAUUAGACGUUUAUUUGUUUUUCUUGUUUUUUUUUUUAAGCUGGUCGCUGAUUUCAGAAAAAGUUGUGUCCGCACAGAAAAGGCGACCGGAUACGCGCGCAAGACCUUGGGUGCUGGAGGUAAUAUUGCAGUGCGGGGCUGGCUGUAAAAAGAGCGCAGGAGAGGAGCCUAGAGAAGACCGAGGUCCUGGGAUGAGAGUUCUCUGCCAUUUCCCUGUCUUCCCCAGAUCUCCAGGAGGAGUACGCUGGGUGAAACUCUGAGAGUGUGUGGUGUGUCUGACGCCGUCAGGCUGCCAUGGCUCUGGUUCAAGCACUACCUGUGACCGUGACUGACCACCCCAAUCCAGGUCUCGAAGUCCCACAGUACCGGCCGCUAUCAUCCAACUCCCCCUCAGGCCCCUGCUCUGGCCCCUGUGGGCCCUGUAGCUCUGGGACAGCCAUGGGUUCUGUCAGCAGUCUCAUAUCGGGCCGGACAUACCAGGAGAGACACUGCCGGGCUGCCAGCGAAUUCACCACCAAACCACGCCGCUCCACACCAGCUACCAGCUGCUUCCGGCUUCAGGAUAACACCCUCCGCAGCGGGAGUUCCUUAGAGCAGCUGCUGGUUAUCAGCAACCAAACGCAGUCUCAGGCCCAGGUUCUGCCUCCACCGCUGCCCACUAAAAAGCAGCCUCGGCCUGGCAACUCUGCUGGAGCAGUAGGUGGUGGCACUAAUGGGAACUUUGGGUAUGUGAGCGAUGAGGUGGUGGUUGGAGACUGGAACGACAACCUGGUGGUGGCAGCUGCAAGCCCCUGCAGUGACUCGGAGGACCCAAGGGAGAACAGGAGUCUGAACGGCAACAUUGGAGGGCCUCCUCCCAAACUCAUCCCAGUGUCCGGACAGUUAGAGAAGAACAUGGAGAAAGUGCUGAUCCGUCCUACAGCGUUCAAACCUGUCGUUCCCAAGAAUCGUCACUCUGUGCAGUACCUGUCACCACGGCCAGGGGGCAGCAGUCUGUCAGAGAGCCAAGCCAGCCUCAACCUCCUGCUGCCCCUUGGAGGACCCAACAACGUCAGCGGCACGAACGGCAACGGAGGGAGCAGCAGUUCCAGCUCUGAAGGGAAACGCAACUCCUACAGUGGAGGUCGCAACGCUCGGAGCAGCCAAUCCUGCUCCAUGUCAGAUUCAGGGAGGAACUCCCUCUCCAGCCUCCCUACUCAUAGUAGUACAGGCUACAGUUUGGCCCCCAGUGAGGGCUCCAGCUCCGGGUCUGCCUCUGGGGGCCAGCUGGAGCCUGUCACAGCACUGGGCCGAAACACUUCGGGUGGAAGUGGGAGCCAUGGUCACACUAACUCAGACAGUGGACGUUCCUCAUCCAGCAAGAGCACAGGCUCGGGGUCGCUUAGUGGGCGCGGGCAGCCCCUGUCAGACAGCGGGUCCUGUGGCCACUCAUCACCACCAGUCGAGGGCUAUGAGGCCGUCGUGAGGGAGCUGGAGGAGAAGCUGAGGGAACGAGACCUGGAGCUCCAGCAGCUCCGGGAAAAUCUGGAUGAGAAUGAAGCUGCUAUCUGCCAGGUGUAUGAGGAGAAGCAGCGUCGCUGUGAAAGAGAGAUGGAGGAGCUGAGACAGAGCUGUGCCACGAAGAUGAAGCAGGCCUCUCAGAAGGCCCAGAGGGCACAGCAGGUUCUACAGUUACAGGUAUUUCAACUACAGCAAGAGAAAAAGAAGCUGCAGGAGGACUUUUCCUCUCUGCUGCAGGACAGAGAGACGCUCGAAAGGAGGUGUGCCACCAUCCAGAGGGAGCAAACCCAGCUUGGGCCACGCCUGGAAGAGACAAAGUGGGAGGUGUGUCAGAAGUCAGGAGAGAUCUCCCUCCUGAAACAGCAGCUGAAGGAGAUCCAGUCAGAGCUCAGCCAGAAGGCAGGAGACAUUGUGGUCCUGAAGGCACAGCUAAGAGAAGCCCGUUCUGAACUGCAAGCCAGCCAGGUUCGAUCCCAGGAGGCCCAGUCGGCCCUGCGGACGCGAUCUCUGGAGCUGGAAGUCUGCGAGAACGAACUCCAGAGGCGCAAGAGUGAAGCUGAGCUGCUCCGGGAGAAAGUGGGCCGUUUGGAAGAGGAGUCAGCCCGGCUCCGUGACACCCUGUCCAAUCACAGUGGACCCUCUCUACCUGGAAAUGUAACAACGAAGGGGCAGUGCAUGAACCUGUCCCUCCAACAGGGUAGAGGUGUGGCAGGAAGGGGCGGUCCCAGUCCCUCUGUGUACCGUGAUGGAGAGGAGACUCAUCUGGUCUGGGGAGGAGAGAGUGAUGAAGCCAAGGCACAGAGGCAGAAUGCAGAAACAGUGUUGGGACUCAGACAACAGGUGGACAGACUGAAGGCUGAGCUCAUGUACGAGAGGAGGACUAGUGAGGAGCAACUGUCACGGUUUGAGGAUGAGAGGAGGGUGUGGCAGGAGGAGAAGGAAAAGGUAAUCCGCUACCAGAAACAGCUGCAGCAGAACUACAUCCAGAUGUACCGUCGAAACCGGGAUCUUGAGCGAGUGAUGAGGGAGCUGAGUCUGGAGCUGGAGAACAGGGACAUGGAGGACUAUGAGGUUCACAGUGGUAGCAACGACAUCCACUUUGAGGAAAUCACCGCCACUGAGAUCUAAAAACACACACACACACACACACACACUUACAGUAAUAUGUGAACAGAAACACACGGGAACGCAACUCACCAAAAACUCUAAAUAUGUAACCCAGACUCUUCAACAUGGCUUUACCUGGACCACUGAGCGAGCACUCACCACUCGUCACUGUCAAAAGGGAGAUCUCACAAAGGUGAAUUCUUACUUUCUGCUAACAGAGAUGUACUCCAGUAAAUCUUUAUAGUCGUCCGCCUGCGGCGCUUUUAAUGGGUUUUACCCUAUACAAAGCCAGCACAAAGACGUCUUUCCUUCUGUGGGAGCAAAAGCAGUUGAAAUAAAGGGGUUUCUUUAUUAGACCACGUUCAAAUCAGGGUAUUGAACAUGGAUGGGAACUUGAAGCAAAAAAUGUUACUACACGCACAGCAAUCUGGUCAAAGUGUGGUCUCACUUUUCCUGGUAGCACACGAGGUUACACACCCGGCCACCAGCAUGCAUGUUAUGAUGCAUCAUGACAGUAGUCCCAUCGACAUCAACACCACAACUGCUUGGCAAUUGAUGAUGACUUCAUCUCCCAUUCCAGCUGUGCUCAUUGGCGACAAAACCAACGACCGCUGGUUCUCCAAGUAACUGCAAAAGGGAGAACGACAAUUAUUGCAACAUCUGCUAUUUGUAUUUUACAGUGUUCAGAGGAUCAGCAGUUCAUUUCAUUUUAUAAAAAGGCUAAGAAUAGUUUUGUUCUGGAGGUAUUUCCUUAGCAGCGUGCAUUUGAAAAGGAAUGUAUUGUGACUGUUACCACUCCAGAGAAAUGCAGUAUAAAUAGUCGUCACUGGCAAUGAAAGAAUCUGUUCACCAAUGGAAACAUGCUAUUAUUUUGCACAACUUCCCUGCUCUUUCUUGUGAAGCAAAUCAUCAAACUUAAACAAACCAGUUUUGACAUUUGGCUUUUGGUUUGCUUACAUGUGGACAUCCUAUUCUGUCAUUUUCCAAGCCGCAGAGGACGCAGAAACCAAACGUUCAAAGGAAAUGCUUUAUUUGAACGCUUGUCAUGUAGACCACCAACAGUCAUGCUGUUACACUUGAUCAACGUGUCAACUGAGUCAUAAGCUCUGACAUAAACAUUUACAUUUUACAGUUAUGUAGCACUAAAUAGCAGGCCGUAUUAUGGGAGAUAUCAUCAGGAUGCUGCUGGUUCUCCUUUUUCUGUCUUCUUCUGCCUUUGUCUCACUUUCCAUUUUUCUAUAUCUGCUCCUUACACAGCUAUUUUUAUAACAGUGAAAAGCACCACAGCAAUCGGUAUCAGGAAACUAAAAAUGGAGCAUAUUCUUUCAGUUUGGUCAUCACGUCACUAAGAGAUUUAAGCCAGUGCUUGAACCGUAGGCAUGCUUAUUCAGAGUUUCCAUAAUUCCCCUUCUUUCCCAUUAGUGCUCUUUUUUUAGCUUUUGGCAGCCCAGAGCCAAACUUUUAAAGUCUUCCUAGUCUCCCCUAGACUAUAAUCUUCGUUGAUUGCUAUACAGGUAGUGAGACUGGCAUGUCUGCAUGUCUUUGUUAUAUCGAAUUUCAGAAAAAGCUGGCUCAGAUAGCAGUGAGAUGGGAAUUUGCAGAUACAGUAGCUCCAGCACUGAAUGCACUCACGGCAGGUCGGCUGUUAAAGCCCUAAAUAUAAACCGAUGAGGGGGAUGUUAACAUUUGCAGCUGUGGGGUUGCUCCGUUUGCUCAUAGCAGCAUGGUGGGUCUCUAUGGAAAAAAAGUAGUGGACUGAGAACUUUUAUUUUACAAAGAGUCUAUAUCAUGGAAUAAUAGUUAAAUUGAAAUCUAUAUAAUGGAGGAGAUGUUGUAUAUUUUUUUAUAUAUAGCACCUGAAGAUAUUUUGUUGUAGUACUGGUUUAAUUGUGGGUUUAAUAUACAAAGUAUAUCACAUACCAAUAUUUCAAAUGAUGGAUCAAUUACAAAUGGAGGCGGCAGCAUAGGCAGAGUGCACCUUAUACUGUAAUGCAUGAAAAUCUGUUUACAUAAUAUAAUCUGUGUGAUACAAACAUAUACUAUCUGAUGACCAAACUUUGCAGCUGGUAAAGCAGUUGGGGGCUUUUAUUUGGGGCUUAGUUUUGACCUGUUGUCUCUCCAUUUUGAUUGAUCUUUCACUUGAUUAUCAGUAUCAUAAUAUCACACCAAUCCAUGUUUUCAUCAUUGCGUUUUGUGCACGUCAUUCCUUUGUAAGUGCAUGAGACGGGUCAUUUUUGAGUAACUUCUUCAUUCAAUUGAGGUCCUAGCAGAUGCAAAUCAAGUAAGUAUUAUGUUUCCUCUGCUUGGAAAUUCAAUCGAUCGCCUUUCAGAAAAUUUGAUCAAUUUGUAUUUGCAAGACGCUACCAUAUUCAGUUUGGUUUAAGAGACAUUGUGGGAUAUUACAAGUCUGCACUUUGCAUAAAUUGUUAACACAACAGAACAUGUCCAACCAUAUUCACCAUGUUAACCAGACCUAGACUGUUACUCACUUGCCACAGAUGGAGCACAGGUACAGAUUAACAACAAGCACAGGUGCUCCAAUUCAAACUGAAUCCCUCACUGAAAAGUAGUGUGUGAAUCCCAGACUGCCCUUUUUCUCCUCAUAUCUCAGUUCUGUUUAUUGUUGCAUAACCAUUUUCUGUGUAAAUAUGUAAAACACUAAAUAGUAUAACAGAGUGACAUUGUCUUUUAUUUAGACAAAGUGUCUAUUUCAAAUGUAGCCACUGUGAUUAGACCAAAGCAACAUAACACAAUUCUUUUGUGGCAUUUUUUUUUCAUCCUUUUGUGUGCAUUUUUUUAUGUUUGCUUAUGUUGUGUCUUUCAUUAAUUCAUAAAGUAUGUAGUUGUCCCUGUAUAUUUUUAUGUGUACAUUUCUUUACAAACUGUGUUUUUAAUUAAAGAACAAGUUGUCACACCUCAAAGUGACUGUUGAUUUAUGUGCUUUUUUACCUUAAACACA
Molecule: messenger RNA, 5611 nt
Organism: Xiphias gladius (swordfish)
Lineage: Eukaryota; Metazoa; Chordata; Actinopteri; Istiophoriformes; Xiphiidae
Product: leucine zipper putative tumor suppressor 2 homolog
Exons: 9
Coding region: 340-2673 (777 amino acids)
Biological process (GO): cell division; negative regulation of canonical Wnt signaling pathway
Source: RefSeq, a predicted model, not a curated record